AUGAAUAUCCCAAGCUAUCGAUCGAGUCUGUCUUCGUACCCCGAUCCACAAAAUUUCUCCUCUUCUAUUGCACCAAUGCCGCCGCCACCGCCAUCCAAAGCUCUGCUUGAAGGGUAUAGAAAUGUCCUUGACUCGAACGAAGAUGAGGCCCCCAGGUACAACCCGCUCAACUACUCGCACCCUCGGAGCUCCGUCCUCCUAAACGCUAGCGAUCCGGUUGCCAUGCAUCUGCUGGCGGAGACUGCCCUGACAGACAGUAUGCAGUUCGAGGUCCUGUCGUUUGAAGAGGUCGAAGAGCUCAAGAAGGAAUUGCUUCUCUUGUCGAAUCGCAUCGAGGCUUCGAAGCGCAAAUUGACCCUUGAGAUGAAACUGCAAGAGGCCGCGUUCUCGUUGAGCAAACUAUAUGACUCGAAGAGUAGUAGAAGGGGGAGCUCGGAUACGAGCCCCGAAUCAUCGCCCAAGUCCCACCGCAGACGGAUCAGCUUCUUUGGCCGUCACAGCUUCCAGAAUCGUUCGGACGAGGAGCUCUCACUCAGCGUGCGCCGUUGCGAGGACAUAGCCCAGGAGCUCUGGAAGCUAGAGAGAAGAGCCAGUGAGAUUAGAAGGAGGAUCCUGGAGCAUACCGCCGGAGUUUUGCAGAUGACGCACAAGGGACUCAAGAAGAAAGGCGCCAUCCGGCAGGAAAGAAACAGUGACAUGGCUGAGUUCGAUGAGCGCAGCCUCUACAGGACUCCAGAAUAUCUGGACGAUUUCAAUAGAGGCCAUACUCGCAGGGACUUUCCUACCGUGAUUGCUGUGGAAAGAAAUUCCGUGAGUUUGGUCGCACUACAUGACGCGAAAAGGAGGCUUGAUGAGUCGAACUCUCGUCUGCGGAAUAUGAUACUUCGGGCUAAUCCCGACCAAGAUGUUGACUAUAUCCAGGAAAACUCCAAUGGAGCCCCUGCUGAUCCAAUUAUUGCUGUACAAACAAGCCUCGACACCCUAGACAGGGGCUUAGAAUCAAUGGCCAUUCAUCAAGACAACAUGCCUCAGGAGACGGGAGGUUUGGCAUCCGAAGCCGAGAGACGGUUAGAUAAAAUUAACAAGCGACUUGAUACUAUUCUAAUCGCCGCGGGUUCAACUCGACCUCAGCUCACACCGCGCACCUCGACGUUCACAAAAUCCCUCAAGGAACAACUCGAUUACCUUGACCAGGUCGUCGAGGAUGCAGAUAAGCGAGUCGAAAACCUCACAGACCAAAAAACAAUCUUAACCACCCAAAUUCAACAACAAAGAGAACUCAAUUGCAAGUCCGAUGCAGAGCGGGACGCCCACAUAGCUGACCUUACGGAAGAGAUUGUAAUUCUGCGAAAAGAUCUGGACCGCUCGCGAAAAGAAACCAGCGCCUUGAAGCAGGAACUAGAUGACGCACGCCAGGAAUCUUUUGUUCGGGAACAGGGACAGUUCGCCGGUGAAUCCUCAACUAUUCUCGCAGAGAAAGAAGCGAGGCAAGAAGCAGAGAUGAGACUGGCUAUGAAAGAAAACGAAAUUGCGAACCUCGAAAACAGUCUACACAAAUUCACGCAGGAGCUAGAAGACAGGGAACAAAUUUUAGCGUCCAAAGAAAACCAAAUUGCUAGUUUCGAAGAGUAUCGAAACAGGGUCAAGGAUGACUUGGACGCAGCUGAACGGGAGCAAGCCGCUAAAGAAGAUCAGAUCGCAAGUUUGCAGAGUACAAUCCAACAAUUACGCUCUGAGAAAGAGCUUGAAAUGGAAAACGCCCGGCAAGCAGGGGGAGACUCUAGACAGGAGCUGCAGAAGCUCCAGUCCGAUUAUGCUGAGCUAGAGAGUGAAUUGGUUAGGAUCCAAACCGAGCUCACGAUGGCUCGAGCCGAACUUGAUGGCGCUUAUGGAAGUCGGGCGGAACGUGCAGCACAGGUUGCCGCUAAUCCGGCCAUUCAGAAAGAAAUGGAUGAAUUGAAACAACGUAAUAUGAGCCUUACUGAAGAGCUCGCGCGCUGUUAA
This is a messenger RNA of Uncinocarpus reesii 1704, 2004 nucleotides long. RefSeq lists its product as uncharacterized. Bases 1 to 2004 code for a protein of 667 amino acids. The record is from RefSeq and is a predicted model, not a curated record. Lineage: Eukaryota; Fungi; Ascomycota; Eurotiomycetes; Onygenales; Onygenaceae. The transcript has 2 exons.